Molecule: messenger RNA, 879 nt
Organism: Penaeus chinensis
Lineage: Eukaryota; Metazoa; Arthropoda; Malacostraca; Decapoda; Penaeidae
Exons: 1
Coding region: 1-879 (292 amino acids)
Source: RefSeq, a predicted model, not a curated record
AUGAACGGUCUACACAAGAAUAUCAAAUUUACUUGUGAGUUAGAGUCCAAUGGCAAACUUUCUUUCUUGGAUGUCAGCAUAAGCAGAGAUAACAAUAGGUUCUCAACUGCAACAUACAGGAAAACUACUUACACAGGCCUCACCACAAAGUUCGAUUCCUUCAUUCCUAUCAAGUACAAAACUACUUUAAUAAAUACCCUUAUUAAUAGAGCAUACAAAAUAUCAAAGUCAUAUCAAAUAUUCACCAAGGAAAUAGACUUUAUCACUGACACCCUAAGAAGGAAUGGUUUUCCAUUGUUUGUCAUGUUUAAGGUCCAUCAGACAAACCUUAAACAAUAUUUUUGUAAAAAAAGAGAACCAGUACAACUUGCCACCAAAGAUAUAAUCCACAAAAAUCUUCCUUACAUAGGCCCCAUGAGUUAUACUAUUAGAAGAAAAUUGUUAAACCUUGUAAACUUACACUAUUCAACUGUGGAUCUAAGGAUAAUUUUCACGUCCACAAACACCAUUGGCCACUACUUCAAAGUAAAGGACAAGCUUCCCAACCUAUUAUGUUCAUCUGUCGUCUAUAAAUUCACGUGCAGCAGCUGCAAUGCUGAUUACAUUGGAAAGACUUCUAGGAAUCUUUUCAUUCGUGCAGAUGAACAUAAAGGUGUUUCAUACAGAACGGGAAGACCACUAGGGAAACCCAUGAAUUCCCCGGUGCGUGAACAUUGUCAGCAAUAUAACCAUAGCUUGUCAAGACAUGAUUUCAAAAUAAUAGACUCUUCAUUCUUUGCUUCUGACCUCUCCAUAUUAGAAAGAUUGUGGAUAUGGAAAGGACGACCGAAGCUUAAUGAAUAUUUAGCCUCCACUGACAUUGAAUUGCUCCGCUCAUAA